AUGGAGGCUCUGAAGGCUAAACCAAACAGUUCUAUAGUCUGGAUUGGUCUGUAUCGAGAACCCUGGACCUGGUCUGAUGGGAGCCUGAGCUCCUUCAGAAACUGGUUACCCUCUGGAUUAAACAACAACAAAAACAAUGAGCACUGUGCUCUUGAGAAUCCCCAGCAUCAAUGGGCUGAUGGUUUCUGUGACCUCCCAUAUGUUUUUGUCUGCCAGCAAGUUCCAAAGACAGAAAGGAAAACAACUUUGAGGAUGAAAUUCAACACUGAUGCUGACCUGACCGACCCAAAAGUCAAAGCCCAGAUUCUGGAGCAGCUUCAAUCAUUGCUGAGCAGUGGUGGAAGGACAGACAUCAAACUGCAGUGGAAGAUUGAACCCAAGAAAUAGAACAGAGAAUGCAACAGAUUCACACUCAUCAUGAAGAAUCUCAUAUAUCUAUCAAGCCUGUACUUUUUUCUUUGCUAGAUUUAUGCUACAGCUAAACACAUGUAUUUGGGGGCUCCUUCGGGAAAGGGUUUUUCAAAUGUCCUUAGAAGAUUUGUCUGA
Molecule: messenger RNA, 546 nt
Organism: Oryzias melastigma (Indian medaka)
Lineage: Eukaryota; Metazoa; Chordata; Actinopteri; Beloniformes; Adrianichthyidae
Product: lithostathine-1-beta-like
Exons: 3
Coding region: 1-387 (128 amino acids)
Source: RefSeq, a predicted model, not a curated record